GAUAAACUCAUCAUUAAAAUGGCUUGAAGAUGCUAUUGAAAAAAAGCUUGUUAAUUUCUUUAAAUAUAGUGGAUUUAAUGUCUGUAGAAAAAUUAGUGAUAGUAGAACUAGUUCUGUGUUCGAAUCAGAAUGGGUGAAUUUUGGACUGACAGUCGCCCUUAAAAGCCUAAAAGUUGAAAAUGAUGGAAAUGACAUAUGUUCGUUUGUAAAGGAGCUUAAACUAUUACAAAGAGUAAGCUAUCAUCCUAAAAUAAUUCAUUUUUUUGGUGUAACUCAAG
Molecule: messenger RNA, 278 nt
Organism: Dentiscutata heterogama
Lineage: Eukaryota; Fungi; Glomeromycota; Glomeromycetes; Diversisporales; Gigasporaceae
Source: the annotation of a GenBank genome assembly